ACUGCGUGAAGGCGAACAGGACCGCGAUAUCGACUUUCGUGAUCGCGACAGAGAUGUCGACCGGGACUCUCAGUAUGACGACUCCGACCACUUACUACAGGACCAAAUUGCAGUGACCCGUCCUGCUUCCAUGGCAGACGAUGACUCCGAUAGUGUCUACGAUGUAGAAUCCGACUAUCGUCAUUCUCGACAACCAUCUAAUUCUCCUUCACUCGGCUCCUCUUUACGCAGACAGAACACCCUUCACUCCACACCUCCCUCUAGCUCAGGUCCCAGCCCCAUCAUUCCAAACAGUUCACUAUCUACCACCGCAAGUCCCCGCAGGCAAUCCAAUGCUGUGCACCCCGUGGUCUGGCCAAGUCAAAGCUUAUCUUCUCGUCGCCUUUCCCGUGCAAUCCAGAUCCCCGUCCGUUCAGGCAGAUCUACUGCCCAAAGCUCUCGUUCAACGUCCAGAUCUCGUUCACCCCUCCCUCCUGCCCCAAUUCACGCCAACUUCUCUGACACUGCGACUUCAACUUCCAUCAAUCGCAGGUCCUCGCGCAUACUAAUAGACGAUCCCAUCGACCCUAUCAUGUCUGCGCUGUAUGAGCUCAUAGGCGUUGCCACAGAUGUCACAGAAAUGUCCACAGCCCAGCUGACGGCACAGCCAAAGAUAUGUGAAUCGCUCGUUCAACGCGUGCAAGCCAUCGGGAAGGCCUGGGAUGACCAUCCAGAUUGGCACGGACGCAAUUGGUAUGUGCAGGUACUCCUUGCCGUCGCUAGCCUCAGCCGUGUGGUGGAGUGGUGGGAGGCAGAGAAACUGUUCUGGAACUUUGACGACAACGAAGACGAACAAGACGAACCAUUGAUGUUUGUCAUGAAGCCUGCGGAUGACGUUCUUCCUACUUCAGCGUCAAUAGGUCGGUUCCAUCCAGCAGAGGGAGCAUUAUUGCAGUUCUCUGCAGAUGAAGAACAGCGCUUCCGUUCGACCAGGCAAAUUAGUCAGGGCAGGCGAUCAAGAGAAGAACACGUUAAAGAUUUUACUCGGAAGUCCACAUCUCCGGAGCCAGGCUCCCGCGUGCCGCAUAAGUCAAUUGAAACCAACGAAUCUGCCCGUGUCUUAGCAACAGAGCGAUUGCGACUACAGGCUGAAAGAACUCAGAGCCAAAACAUUGUUUUGGAGCUGAGCUUGGACGGUGAUCACUUCGUAUCGGCAAAUCAUGCAUGGAGACUCGUGGCUGGUACGGAUCCGGCUGAACUUCUUGGGACCCGAAUAUCAAAUCUUCUUGUGCCGUCAGAUUGGUCAGUCUUCAGGGAUGCGACGUCUCGUCUGCAACGAGACGACACUCGUGCAGUCGAUGUACACUUCAAACUGCAGGUGCAGCCCGAUGGGGAGAAAGAGGGUCCAGCAAACGCCGUCUUGUAUCAGCAAAUGGAGGGCCAAGGCAUACUUAUGAUCGACCGCGAGGACGCCCAACCAUCCCAUACGUUAUGGAUCGUGAAGCCGACAGGUCCUCCACGAUAUGAGUAUUCCUCUCCCUCUAUCGUCUUCGAGGGAGAGGAGGCAGUCGCCGACGCAGUCCCAGCGACAACUGAUGCCGCUGAAGAAGUUGACCAACGCCCCGGUAUGCCAUUUCCGUUCGCACAACCGAUCUCUACGGAACCAAUUCUUUGUCGAAUAUGCGAGUGCCAGAUUCCGCAAUGGUACUUCGAAAAGCACAGCGAGACCUGCGUCGAGAUCCAUCGACUGGAAGCAGAGAUUACGGAAUGCAAUGAGUCCAUCAGCGAGUUAAAGAACACAAUUCGUGAUCUUCUGCUCGCAAUCGAAACUUCGCAGCCUCCCGUGACUCCGGAAUAUCGUGGCCUUCCGCUCUUCACUCCGUCAACAUCGCCGAGUAUGUCGAGUCCGUUGCAGUUGUUCCGUACCAAGAAAACAGGGAUGGGAAUGAAGAAAUUGCAACGUCGAUUUUUGGAGCAAUUGGACGAGAUUUUGCAACUGGCUGUUGAAAUUACCAUGCCAUCGUUAAAGGAGGAGGAGUCGAAGGAACCCAUUGAACGGCAGCGGUUGCUCACUCCAACUUCCGAGCAAAAAGUAACGCAGGUGCGAAGUUGGUGCAAGCCAACCAUUGACGAUGCCGCUUUGAAACAGCUCGCAGAAGACACUGAGCGCGUCAUGCGCCAAAAGGUUGACAACGUUGUACGCAUGCAAAAUACGAUUCGGUACUCGGAGAAAGUAUGGCACGAAUGGGAGCAGAAAGUCGGAGAGUGUUUGGCUGCAGCUGACUUUGAUGACGAGAGCGACGAGAGCGAGCUCGAGAACGAUGUGGACGCGGCGUCCACCCCCGCAGCGGAGGCUGCUGACACUACAGCCUCCGGGGACCAAACCGCAGUGAACUCGUCGGAGGAUAUUCUUUCAUGUGAUCCUACUCCUAUGGCCUCUUCGUCUCCCGCCGCUGUUGGAACACCUAACGAAACUCGUUCCCUAGUGUCCAUGCCAGCGCCGGCCGUUGCUCCGACAACAUGGCAAAUAAUCAACAAACUACCUACUCGAUCAUCCACCCCAUCAUCCAUAUCUUCCCCCUUAGCCCUUGCCGUACCUAUCACGGCUACUUCCUCGGAUGACCACCCGCCAUACAUGGACUUGAAUGACAUUCCCGGCGAGGUUGGAACGAUCAGAACUCGGAGAUCCGCUUCCAAUUUGCUUGAACCCCGUCUUUUGGUUACCCCACCGUUAUCACCAAGUAUUCAACCGCGGGAUGCUCAACCAACCCGCCGUGGCCAUCGUAGGCAUUCUACGGUCAACCCCGUAUUUAGCCCCACUACGUCAAAUACUCCCCUCUCGCCUCGGCAACCAUCUGCGGUGCCAUUAUCACGAUCUACACCCACAUCCAUCAAGGACUUUGAGAUCAUCAAACCCAUUAGCAAGGGUGCAUUCGGUUCCGUCUUCCUUGCGAAGAAGAAGGUUACGGGCGAUUAUUACGCUAUCAAAGUGUUGAAGAAAGCCGAUAUGAUUGCGAAGAAUCAGAUCACGAACGUGAAAGCCGAGCGCAUGAUUCUCAUGAAACAGGCAGAGUCUCCUUUCGUUGCAAAGUUGUACUUCACCUUUCAGAGCAAGGACAACCUAUACCUGGUGAUGGAAUAUCUCAACGGUGGUGACUGUGCUGCUCUUAUUAAGUCUCUGGGUUCUCUUCCCGAAGAGUGGACGCGUCAGUAUAUCGCUGAGGUCGUCUUGGGACUGGAAUACCUGCAUCAACGCGGCAUUGUUCAUCGCGACCUUAAACCAGACAAUUUACUUAUCGAUCAGCAUGGCCACUUGAAGCUGACGGACUUUGGUCUGAGCAGAAUUGGUCUUUUGGGCCGUCAAACUCGCGAAGGUCAUCUGGGCUUGCGUCCUCGUGUAAGAUAUGAUUCACGUUCGCGACCUCCUUCCCUUGACUCAGGCUUGAUCUCAUCUCCCAUGUUGUCUUCUGAUGGCGGAGGUUCGUAUUUCGUUCAGGGACCCCAGGCCGGGAACCGGGCAGUAGCACCGCCUUAUCAAUCGCUUGCAGACGACAUUAGUGAGUCCAGUGGGUCGGAGUCAGUGUCGAAUUACUACUCGCGCCGAAGCAAAGCUGGCGAGAGCCCGCUGCAGUCGUUUGCCAGUGAGCUGACGACGGAUUUGCGUUCAUAUUCUGGGGGUCAUACUCCUCCUGGAGAACAGAAGUUCGUUGGCACCCCGGAUUAUUUGGCUCCCGAGACUAUUCUUGGACUGAGAGGUGAUGACGCCGCAGUCGACUGGUGGGCUCUCGGAGUCAUAACGUACGAAUUCUUGUACGGUAUACCGCCGUUUCAUGCGGAGACGCCAGAGAAAGUGUUUGAGAACAUUCUAUCCGGUCAUGUUGAAUGGCAUGAAGAGUGGAUUGAUUUCUCGGAUGCUGCUAAGGACUUCAUGCAGCGACUGAUGGACACGGAUCCCGUCACUCGACUUGGCGCGGACGGUGCUGACGAGGUCAAAUCCCACCCAUUUUUUGAGGGGAUUGAAUGGGAUAAAGUCACGUCGGCGGAGGCAGCUUUCAUACCACAGGUCACGGAUCCCGAGUCCACGGAUUAUUUCGAUCCCCGCGGAGCCAUACCACAACUAUUCCAUGAUGACGAGAUAUCCCUUACCAAUCCCCUUGACAGUCCUGCGAUCAACCCUGUACGACAGAGUUCGCAUUCACAUUCAUCUUCUCAGCAUGCCAAUCGGGAAUCUGCGCCGUCGCCUGCUAGCGACGACUUCGGAUCAUUCAGUUUCAAGAAUUUGCCCGUACUCAAACAGGCUAACGAUGACGUGAUACGCAAGUUGAAGACGGAUCAACUGGCACCCAUCGCGCACACCUUAUCGGAUCCGGCUUGUCUGGUGUCGAGGAGACGAAGCGCGUCACAGCGUCAUAAAGUGAAACCUCCCAGCGUUGUUACUGCAAUUGACCAGAAAUCGAUCUCGCAUGGGCCGCCCUCCCCUUCUACCUCAACGUCGUCGAUUGCGUCGUCGCCAUCCCGAGCGAGUAUUCCGACUACGCCGGGAAGUGGUUCAGGAAGUCAUAUUCGGAAGCCCUCGGAAUUCGGAGCUAUUGAGCGAUUUAAACUAAAUCAUCUUGACGGUAUCGAGCGGAGGAACACGAUGCCCAGUAGAUUGCGAACGGCAUCGAUUUCGAGUAGCACAGGUGACGGCUCUGGCUCUGAGAACUGGCUGCCCUCCUCUGCAGGUCAAGGAUCUAGUCAUUUUGAAACGCCACCCUCCUCUGUCCACUCCAUCGAUUUGCGUAAGGGACCUGAUCCGAACGAUCGCGCCGUGACUUGCCUGCUUGCUGAAGAUAAUCCCAUAACGGCGAAGAUUAUCGAGACGUUGUUGACUCGUCUUGGCUGUCGUUGUGUUGUUGUUGCUGAUGGCACUGAGGCCAUCAGUGUCGCCAUGGGAGAUAUCAAGUUUGACUGCAUUUUGAUGGAUUUACAUAUGCCGGCCCUUGAUGGCGAGAGUGCCGCCAGAUAUAUCAAGGCGACGAACAACAAGAACAGCUCGACGCCUAUUAUCUGUGUUAGUGCCUACAGCGCAACGGAUGCGAACGAACCCAACAAUCUGUUUGCGGCGUCCUUGGGCAAGCCAUUGCAAAGAGCGGACCUGCUUGCUGUGAUGCGCAAACUGGGAUUCAAGACGUCAGCGGUGCAGGGUGCUUCAUACCCUGCGAAACUUGUUGCUUUUCGCGCAUCAUGAGUGAUUAUGCUAUUGCUAUCAUGCUGUUUCUUUCGUUUUCGACUGCAUCAUAUAUGUUCACACGUUUGUGCUCGGCUAUUUCCCAGGUCCGACGAGCAUUCGAGCAUCCUCAAUCUGCACACUAUUACUUCACUUUCUUUUUGCACAGCUGUACGCUAGACACGACUGAUUACCUUGUACGCCACCAUUAUAUUCGCACAGGACACAUUUUGCAACCCCUUUGUCACGUGAGGGAGGAAGCAGGCUGCCAAGAGAAAGUUGGCAGAGUGCUCCUUAGCGAGGCUGUUCGUUUCGAUGUGUCCGUGCG
Messenger RNA from Pisolithus orientalis, 5516 nucleotides. RefSeq names its product RIM15, signal transduction response regulator. Bases 131 to 5209 code for a protein of 1692 amino acids. NCBI's taxonomy places the organism in Eukaryota, Fungi, Basidiomycota, Agaricomycetes, Boletales, Pisolithaceae. The transcript has 7 exons. Gene Ontology annotation, cellular component: nucleus; cytoplasm. The record is from RefSeq and is a predicted model, not a curated record. Gene Ontology annotation, molecular function: protein serine/threonine kinase activity; ATP binding. Gene Ontology annotation, biological process: peptidyl-serine phosphorylation; phosphorelay signal transduction system.